Messenger RNA from Monodelphis domestica (gray short-tailed opossum), 1443 nucleotides. RefSeq lists its product as uncharacterized. Gene Ontology annotation, biological process: regulation of transcription by RNA polymerase II. NCBI's taxonomy places the organism in Eukaryota, Metazoa, Chordata, Mammalia, Didelphimorphia, Didelphidae. Gene Ontology annotation, molecular function: DNA-binding transcription factor activity; RNA polymerase II cis-regulatory region sequence-specific DNA binding. The record is from RefSeq and is a predicted model, not a curated record.
AUGCUCCAAUCAGAUUCUCCUCGAGCAGCAGGGAUCCCCCACCAGCUGAUCCAGGCCACUCACAAGACUCCUGGCCAAGAGCAAUUCUUUAGGGACACAAAAGACACAAGUGAGCAGGUGAAAAGUGGAACCAACGGAUCACAGCCCCACCAAGCCAAACACCAAACCAUUCCGGAGCACCGUAGGUGCCUUUCCAAAGAGACAGCCCAGUAUAUUUCAUUUCCAAAAAGAUUGCAGGAACCAGAAACAGAAUCAAUUCGACAAAAAAGCCAGGAUGGAUGUAAAAAGAACUUUGACAAGAGAAUUCAUGUUGGAGAAAACCCUUGUGAAUGCAAUGACUGUGGGAAAGGUUUCCAUCAUAGGUCAAAACUUAGCAUACAUCAGAGGGCACAUACUAGAAAAAGUCCUUAUCAAUGCAAUGACUGUGGGAAAAUGUUUAUUAAUGACUCAAAACUUAUUUUACAUCAGAGGAUUCAUACUGGUGAGAAGCCUUUUAAAUGUAAUGAUUGUGGGAAAUUCUUCAGUCAUAGGUCAAAACUUAUUAUACACCAGAGAAUUCAUACUGGUGAGAAACCUUUUAAAUGUCAUGAUUGUGGCAAGGCCUUUAUUCGGAGUUCCCACCUCCUUCAACACCAGAGAAUUCAUACUGAUGAGAAGCCAUUUAAAUGUGAUAAAUGUGGGAAGGCCUUUAAUCAGAAUUCCAACCUCCUUCAACACCAGAGAAUUCAUACUGGUGAGAAGCCAUUUAAAUGUGAUGAUUGUGGGAAGGCCUUUAAUAGGAAUUCCAACCUCCUUCAACACCAGAGAAUUCAUACUGGUGAGAAGCCAUUUCAAUGUAAUGAUUGUGGGAGGACCUUUAAUCAGAAUUCCAACCUCUCUGUUCACCAAAGAAUUCAUACUAGUGAGAGGCCAUUUCAAUGUAAUGAUUGUGGGAAGGCCUUUAAUCAGAAUUCCCACCUCCUUCAUCACCAGAGAAUUCAUACUGGUGAGAAGCCAUUUCAAUGUCAUGAUUGUGGGAAGGCCUUUAAUCGGAAUUCCCACCUCCUUCAGCACCAUAGAAUUCAUACUGGUGAGAAGCCAUUUCAUUGUCAUGAUUGUGGGAAGGCCUUUAAUCAGAGUUCCCACCUCCUUCAACACCAGAGAAUUCAUACUGGUGAGAAGCCAUUUCAAUGUCAUGAUUGUGGGAAGGCCUUUAAUCAGAGUUCCCACCUCCUUCAACAUCAGAGAAUUCAUACUGGUGAGAAGCCAUUUAAAUGUAAUGAUUGUGGGAAGGCCUUUAAUCAGAGUUCAAAUUUAAUUGUCCAUCAGAGAAUUCAUACUGGAAAGCUUAUUAAAAAAUCAUGAAUGUGGUAAAGAUUUCAAUAAGAGAACAAACUUCCUGGUACAUCAGAGAAUUCACACUGGUGAGGAACCUUAUAAAUGUGAAGGCUGUGAGAAAGUCCU